AUGAUGGACACAUCACGUAUUGUUCAUUUGUUUUUACAAUAUUUACCAGAUUUUUUUAAAAAAAAAUUAUCUCAUAGAGAAGAUCAUUUUUCACAGAAUUUCCCUAGCCAGUGUUCUUUAUUUGCAUCUAUGACAAAUAUUCAUAAUAAUAAUGAAGAAAAUCUUAUUUAUGACAAUGAUGGAUUUUUAUUAUUAAUGGAAACAGCUCAAUCGAAUCUUUCAUUAUUUAAUGUUAGUUGUGAUUCACUUAUUUUUAAUGAUAAUGAAGAUUUUAAUCAAAAAUCAAGACAAACAUUAAAUACAAUUAAACAUUAUAAUAGUUCAAUAGAUAUUCAUCUAGAUAUUAAAAAAACUAAUCAUCGUUUAACAAUGACUUUUUCAGAAGAAAUUAUUUCAUCGCAAACAAAAACUUUACAACGAUGGAAAGGACAUGAAUUAUUGAAUAUAUGUGCUUAA
This is a messenger RNA of Rotaria sordida, 456 nucleotides long. NCBI's taxonomy places the organism in Eukaryota, Metazoa, Rotifera, Eurotatoria, Philodinida, Philodinidae. The record is from the annotation of a GenBank genome assembly.